CCGCCGCCGCUUUCCCCGCCCCGGGAAGCCGAGGGCGCAUGGCGGCGGCGGGCGGGACGCUGGAGAGGUGCAUCUCCUUCUCUGGGCCUGGAACCCUUUCUCCGUGGCCGCGGACUGAUUCCGAGCUUACACAGUAAAGAUAGAAUGGCGCUCUCCACUCUCACUUUUCUCUCACGACAAAUAGAGGCGAGAGUAGCCUCUGCCUUAGGACCUCUGAGUUUUAGAAAAAAAACAAAAACGGAAUGGCCCAGGGUCCUCGCUGCAGUAGACAUGUCCAAGCUACCAGUAGCUCUUUUGUUAAGAACUCUGCCUCCAACUCGCGCAAACAUCACUUUAUGAAAUACAGAUGUUGCCAACUCGCCCCGUAACCUUCAGUAAGUAGGUCAGCGUGUAAAGUAACUGGAAGAGAAAAGCAGGCUUGAAGUUAAGGUCUUUAGGGCUUUUGCUUCCCCGGAAGUUUGGACACAACAUCUUUAUUUUUACGUGGUGCUGAGGAUCGAACCCAGCGCUCCGCGCGUGCCAGGUCAUUUUGACAAUUAGAUCAUGGCAACCAUAGAAGAAAUUGCACAUCAGAUUAUUGAACAACAGAUGGGAGAGAUUGUUACAGAGCAGCAAACUGGGCAAAAAAUCCAGAUUGUGACAGCACUUGAUCAUAAUACACAAGGCAAGCAGUUCAUUCUGACAAAUCACGAUAGUUCUACUCCAAGCAAGGUCAUUCUGGCCAGACAAGAUUCCACUCCAGGAAAAGUUUUCCUCACAACUCCAGAUGCAGCUGGUGUUAACCAGUUAUUUUUUACAACUCCUGAUCUGUCUGCACCACAUCUCCAGCUCUUAACAGAUAAUUCUUCCCCAGACCAGGGACCAAAUAAGGUUUUUGAUCUUUGUGUAGUAUGUGGAGACAAAGCUUCAGGGCGUCAUUAUGGAGCAGUAACUUGUGAAGGCUGCAAAGGAUUUUUUAAAAGAAGCAUCCGAAAAAACUUAGUAUAUUCAUGUCGAGGAUCAAAGGACUGUAUUAUCAAUAAACACCAUCGAAACCGCUGUCAAUACUGCAGGUUACAGAGAUGUAUUGCGUUUGGAAUGAAACAAGACUCUGUUCAGUGUGAAAGAAAACCCAUUGAAGUAUCCCGAGAAAAAUCUUCUAACUGUGCUGCUUCAACAGAGAAAAUCUAUAUCCGAAAAGACCUUCGAAGCCCAUUAGCUGCAACUCCAACUUUUGUAACAGAUAGUGAAACUGCAAGGUCAACAGGACUGUUGGAUUCAGGAAUGUUUGUGAAUAUUCAUCAGUCUGGAAUAAAAACUGAGUCAACUGUGCUGAUGACACCAGAUAAGGCUGAAUCAUGUCAGGGAGAUUUAAGUACAUUGGCCAGUGUGGUUACCUCAUUAGCAAAUCUUGGAAAAACUAAAGAUCUUUCUCAAAAUAGUAAUGAAAUAUCUAUGAUGGAAAGUUUAGGCAAUGGUGAUUCAUCUUUGUGUGACUUUCAAGAAACACAGAGCAAUGGUGAUGUUUCAAGGGCAUUUGACACUCUUGCAAAAGCAUUGAAUCCUGGAGAGAGCACUGUAGAGGGAAUGGAAGGAAGCGUGCACCUAAUUGCUGGAGAUUCAAGCAUAAAUUACAUCGAAAAAGAGGGGCCAUUUCUCAGUGAUUCACAUGUAGCUUUCAGGCUCACCAUGCCUUCUCCUAUGCCUGAGUACCUGAAUGUGCACUACAUUGGGGAGUCUGCCUCCAGACUGCUGUUCUUAUCAAUGCACUGGGCACUUUCGAUUCCUUCUUUCCAGGCACUAGGGCAAGAAAACAGCAUAUCAUUGGUAAAAGCUUACUGGAAUGAACUUUUUACUCUUGGCCUUGCCCAGUGCUGGCAAGUGAUGAAUGUAGCAACUAUAUUAGCAACAUUUGUCAAUUGUCUUCACAGUAGCCUUCAACAAGAUAAAAUGUCACCAGAAAGGAGAAAAUUGUUGAUGGAGCACAUCUUCAAGCUACAGGAGUUUUGUAACAGCAUGGUUAAACUCUGCAUUGAUGGAUAUGAAUAUGCCUAUCUGAAGGCAAUAGUACUCUUCAGUCCAGAUCAUCCAGGCCUAGAAAAUAUGGAACAGAUUGAGAAAUUUCAGGAAAAGGCUUAUGUAGAAUUUCAAGAUUAUAUAACCAGAACAUAUCCAGAUGACACUUACAGAUUAUCGAGACUCCUACUCAGGUUGCCAGCUUUGAGAUUGAUGAAUGCUACCAUCACGGAAGAAUUAUUUUUCAAAGGUCUCAUUGGAAAUGUACGGAUUGACAGUGUCAUCCCACAUAUUUUAAAAAUGGAACCUGCAGAUUACAACUCUCAAAUAAUUGGUCACAGCAUUUGAAAGCUGAGAUCAUAGUGCAUAAACUUAUUGUUCUUUUCCAGAACACAGGAAAACACCAAAUUGUACUCAUGCUUCCAUAGUAUGUGCAAAUUUUGACUUUAAAGACUAACCAAGGGCUGGGGAUGUGGCUCAAGUGGUAGCGCACUCGCCUGGUAUGCGUGCGGCCCGGGUUCGAUCCUCAGCACCACAUACAAAAAAACAAAGAUGUUGUGUCCGCCAAAACCUAAAAAAUAUUAAAAAAAAUUCUGUCUUUCUCUCUCUCUCUCUCUCUCUCUCUCUCUCUCUCUCUCUCUCUCAAAAAAAAUUCUCUCUAUUAAAAAAAAAAAAAAAAGACUAACCAAAAUUCAAGGUAUUUUUAUUUUAGCUUCCUUCAAAGAAGACUUUUUGAAGUGACUGGGCAGUCAGCAGAAAUAUCCCUUUCUGUCUUACAUAAAUAAAUAAGAAAUACUAUGGAUUUGUUCUUGGUAAAGAUGACAUCUGAAGCUGUCACCUCCAGACCAUCUAAACUAAGAUUUCUAUUUUAUAAAGCAAAUAAAUUAGUCUCUUUUUUUCCCCCAAAUUGUGUUCUAUUCAUAUUCAGCUUCAUUUUGAACUAGUACGAACACUUAGUGGUCAAAUAUCCUUACAAAGAAUUCCGUGCAUUUUAUUCUUCAUAAUGUAAUCUGUUUAAUUACCAUAUCAAAAGAUUAUUUUAUGCUCAAUGGUAUAAUGAUAAAAUUAGAACUAUAGGAAAUAAUUGAAUAUGUAUUUUUUUUACUUUUGUAAAUAUGAUGUCCUUAAGCAUAUACCACUCAUUGCUGGCAGUGAGAUAUAGGUCAUUUGUGAUUUUUAGUGUUAUUAUACCUUAUUAGUUACAAGCACUUUUUAUUUACAUGGCAGCAAAUGGUUCUGAGAAUUGGUUUUGAGAAUAAGGUGGCAUUUGUGGUUUAAUUUUUUUGGUUUACUGCUGUGUUUUAAACAUAGUAGAGACUAACUGAACCCAAAAUGUUUCAGUAUUUCAAAAUAGGUAUUAAAAUUGUUGUUCUAUUCCAUAAAAUAACUCUGUCCUUUCCCUCUUUUCUGAUCUGUGUUGUAGCUUCUUAUCCCUGCUCUGGGUUUUAGCCAAUUCCUUUUAGGUUAUUAAAAAAUACCCUAAAUUUGUUAAAUAAUGGAUUUAUCAGAGCCCAUCCAUGUUUCCAAAGCGAGUUUAACAAAAAAGCAAUUGAUCAAAGAUAAAGGAAUAUGCACUGAUUUUUCACUGUAAAAUGGAGGAGAGCUGCUUUAGCAGUAGGUGAGGCUCACCCUGAAACUGUGGUGUUGCCACAACAGCAUCUCAGACUCCUGGGAUGCCUUCCACAGUACUGUUACAAGCACAGCUGGUUCUGUUAAAUCUCUUUACUCUGCUUUCAUGAUGAAUUAUUUUGAUAAAUUGCUUGUGGGUUUUUCAAACACAAAUAUAAAGAUUUUAUUGCACUCAUUACAUUUUUUAAUAAGGAAUUUUACAAUAGAGGAAAAGUUAAAAUUUGCAGGUGAUGCAGAUUUUACUAAUUACUAUUUUUAGUAGUAGCCAAAAAGUUUCAAAAGUAUCAACUUACGCUUUUUACCAGUGUAUUAAGGAAAAUUUUUUUCCCUACUUAAAUUAAAUCAUAAUUUUUGUCACCUUUAUUUUAUAAUUAUCAGCUGUGAAAAGCUUCAUUUAAUAUAAAAUGCCCACCUGGAAAAGUCAGUAGGUUGAUACCUUUUUAAUCCAAGGUAGUAAGCCAAGGAUUCAGAAAGAUAAUUCUUUAAAAUAAUGUACUAAUGAUUAAUUACAUUGUUACUUUCAGGUAUUUUUCCUGAUUAAAUUUGUAGAUAUAUUUGGAAGUGUUUUUAAAACUAUAUUAAAAUGUGACUUGCAUUACAAA
Molecule: messenger RNA, 4226 nt
Organism: Marmota monax (woodchuck)
Lineage: Eukaryota; Metazoa; Chordata; Mammalia; Rodentia; Sciuridae
Gene: Nr2c1
Product: nuclear receptor subfamily 2 group C member 1
Exons: 15
Coding region: 544-2343 (599 amino acids)
Biological process (GO): cell differentiation; negative regulation of transcription by RNA polymerase II; anatomical structure development
Molecular function (GO): zinc ion binding; nuclear receptor activity; RNA polymerase II cis-regulatory region sequence-specific DNA binding
Source: RefSeq, a predicted model, not a curated record